CUCCUACCUUCUCUCCUCCCUCCUAAACUCUAAAAGCACGAUGAUCUUUCUUCUCUCACUCCUUCUGAUCUCCCAUUUCCUGUGGAGGCUGAUAUGUUCGAACGACAACUGGUGUUUACACACACUCCUGCAAAAAGACGGCAGAGAGAGACGGAGAGGAAGAGAGAAGGGCCCCUUUGAUAGUGAUGACUGGGGCCGUGGAUGCGGGGGGAAUAUUCAGUUUGACGAGGACCAGAGCCGCUGUCAUCUCUGCCCAGUAGGUCACAAGAACUGUGGAGGAGGGAUACUGGGAGGCCGGCCAGCCGCUGACACACUCACACACACACAGUCAGAUGGAAACUUCUGUUGCACGCUGGUGACACAAGUUCAAGGAAGAUCCUCCCCGCUCAUCGUACAUCCGAUGAGCAGCUCCGUCUGGAAGAAACAUCCUGAGGAGAUCUUUUUUUGCAUCGGGAUGCUCCCCUCAGAGAUCACUCUGCUUCCCAGCUUUCCUCAAACCUUCGGUUAACCGGGAGCUCCCUCAGCUGGGAUGUCUGAACAGAGUCUGGACGCGUGUUGAUCCUUUGGUCUUUACAUAACAGUGAGAUACAGCCGGCCUGGAUAUCUGGAAAUCCCCUUAUGGAGCGCUGCAUGUGUGAUCAGGGUUUAAAGUGGGUCGGGGGGGUAAGCCGGGACAAGUGUUAGCGAUGCCGUUGAUGGAGGCGACUGGGCUCCACCAGCCCCGCCACAGGCAGGUAUGACCCAAAGCCCCAACCCCUCCUGGAGCUCUCUGGACAGAGGUACUGCGGACUGGUUCGGGGUGAGCAAGGACGGCGACAGCACCCAGCGAUGGAGGAGGAAGAGCCUGCAGCACUGCAGCCACCUGUACGGGGGUCUGAAGGCACAGGUGAUGAGGGAGAUGGAGCUGCACAGCCAAGACAACCUGUCCCUGGCCAGCACUGAGACCCCUCCUCCCCUCUACCUCCCACCCCUGCACCCCAGUCACCACCACCACCACCACCACCACCAUGCCAUGCAGAGGAUUGUGGACCCCCUGGCCCGGGGUCGUGCCUUCCGCGUGGCGGAGGAGAUAGACGGCCUCAGCGUGCCGCAGACCCCCAUCACGCCGGGCACGGCGUCCCUCUGCUCCUUCUCCAGCUCCCGCUCGGCCCUCAACCGGCUGCCACGCCGCCGGAAGCGGGAAUCCGUCGCCGUCAUGAGCCUGAAAGCCGCGGCAGCACUGAUGAAGGGUCGGACGUUAGGUGAGAGCACCACCGGGAGAAGUCGCAGACGCAGUUUCAUGCCUCCGAGUUUCUUUGAAGACGACACGGUGGAUUUCCCUGACGAUCUGGACACUUCCUUCUUCACCAGAGAGGGCCUGCCGGACGAGUUGUCCAGUUACGCUGACGAGGUUUUUGAGACGCCAUCAGAAGCUGCCCUGAAGCAGCUGGAUGAGCGCGAGCUCACAGGAAGUGCGCUGGAUAAGAGUGAGCUGGAGAGGAGUCACCUCAUGCUGCCUUUAGAGCGAGGGUGGCGGAAGGCGAAAGACGGCUCCUUGGUCCAACCGAAGGUGCGCCUCAAACAAGAGGUGGUGAGCGUCAACAACCACCAGCAGCGCGGGCAAAGAAUUGUGGUUCCCGUCAAGAAGCUGUUCGCCCGAGAGAAGCGGCCGUACGGGCUGGGCAUCGUGGGACGCCUCACCAACCGCACGUACCGCAAGCGCAUCGACAGCUACGUCAAGAGGCAGAUCGAAGACAUGGACGAUCACAGGCCUUUUUUCACCUACUGGAUCACAUGUGUCCAUCUGCUGAUUACCAUCCUGGCCGUCACCAUCUACGGCAUCGCCCCGGUGGGCUUCUCGCAGCACGAGACUGUGGACUCUGUGUUGAGGAACAAAGGAGUUUAUGAAAACGUUAAGUUUGUGCAACAGCAGAACUUCUGGGUCGGACCGAGUUCUGAGGCGCUGAUUCACCUCGGAGCCAAGUUUUCCCCCUGCAUGCGUCAAGACCAAGAGAUCCACCGACUGAUCCAGGAGAAGAGGGCGGGGGAGCGAGAGUCGGGCUGCUGUGUGAGGAACGACCGCUCCGGCUGCCUGCAGACGUUACAGGAGGAGUGUUCGAGUACUCUGGCAGUGUGGGUGAAAUGGCCUCAGCAUUCCAGUGCUCUUCCGUUAAAUGGGAACCUCCGUCAGCACGGUGCAGUCUGCCACCAGGACCCCAGAACUUGUUUGGAGCCGGCUUCAGUUUCACCCCACGAGUGGCCUGACGAUAUCACGCAGUGGCCCAUUUGUACGAGAUACAACUCUGGGAAUCACACCAACCUCCCUCACAUAGACUGCACCAUCACAGGCCGGCCCUGCUGCAUCGGCACCAAAGGACGGUGUGAAAUCACUUCCAGAGAGUAUUGUGACUUCAUGCAUGGUUACUUCCAUGAGGAGGCGACUCUGUGUUCACAGGUGGCCUGUAUGGAUGAUGUGUGUGGUUUACUCCCUUUCCUCAACCCGGAGAUCCCCGAUCAGUUCUCUCGCCUGUGGCUGUCUCUCUUCCUUCAUGCUGGGAUCCUGCACUGCAUGGUGUCAGUGCUGUUCCAGAUGACGGUGCUCAGAGAUCUGGAGAAACUGGCCGGCUGGCUGAGAAUCUCCAUCAUCUACAUGCUCAGUGGCAUCACUGGCAACCUGGCCUCUGCCAUCUUUCUGCCGUACAGAGCGGAGGUGGGUCCUGCCGGCAGUCAGUUCGGCAUCCUGGCCUGUCUGUUCGUGGAGCUGUUUCAGAGCUGGCAGAUCCUCGAGCGGCCGUGGCGAGCCUUCGCCAAGCUGCUGGCCAUCUCCGUCUUCUUCUUCUCCUUUGGUCUGCUUCCGUGGAUCGACAACUUUGCGCACAUUUGCGGCUUUGUGUCGGGAUUCUUUCUUUCCUUUGCCUUCCUCCCGUACAUCAGCUUCGGGCGUUCCGACAUGUACAGGAAGCGAGUCCAGAUCUGCGUCUUCCUGCUGGUUUUCCUGGGUCUGCUCUCGGCCCUGGCCGUUCUCUUCUACGUCUACCCCGUGAAAUGCGACUGGUGCGAGUACCUCACCUGCAUCCCCAUCACGGACAAGUUCUGCGAGAAGUACGAUCUGAACGCGCACAUCGUCUGAACGCGGUGGGACCGUUUGGACUAUGAGAACUGCUGGAACAACGAGCAGCGUUUCAGGAUUAUCAAUGAAGUCCAGAUGUUUUUUUUCUGAAAAGGUUAAACGGACCCCACUCGGAAUGAACACUGCAUGAGAGCAUUCGGGUCUGUGACUGAAACAAAACAAUGUAGCGUUAGCUGAAAAGAAGAAUGGACGAGCGUGUGACUGAUUUCUAGCUGGGCUAAUCAAUGAUCACACUUAUUAAAGGUGCUGUAGGCAGGAUUUUGCUAGUCAAUGCUAAUUUUUCUGUUUUCUUUGGAUUAAACGUUAGAGUAUCCAUUGAUAAUCCUUUAGGAGUGUAGCAUAAUUGCACUACCGCGAGGG
Molecule: messenger RNA, 3469 nt
Organism: Salarias fasciatus (jewelled blenny)
Lineage: Eukaryota; Metazoa; Chordata; Actinopteri; Blenniiformes; Blenniidae
Gene: rhbdf1b
Product: rhomboid 5 homolog 1b (Drosophila)
Exons: 17
Coding region: 737-3109 (790 amino acids)
Biological process (GO): regulation of epidermal growth factor receptor signaling pathway; regulation of protein secretion
Cellular component (GO): endoplasmic reticulum membrane
Molecular function (GO): serine-type endopeptidase activity
Source: RefSeq, a predicted model, not a curated record